GUGCGCCCACGGCAGCCAUUUUAACCAAGUAGAUUCAAUCGAGAACAACGUGAGCGCAGUCUGUUUUGUCGAAGGAUAUUUUGGCGGCGAAUAGAAAUUCGCUCUCUGUAGUAGCGUUUAAGGAUUAGCGGGAGAUUUUUUUUCACACAAAAAAACGAGUUAUUUGCUAGUUAGAUAUGUCUCGUGACCGUUUCAGGAAUCGCGGCGGUGGAUUUCAGCAGCGAGGCCGAGGAGGCAGCGGCGGAGCAGGAGGAAUGCGGGGCGGAAUGGGAAACCCAAAUUUUCGAAAUAAUCCACAGCACCCAUUUCAGAACCGCGGCCCUCAGCCUGGAGGUGGAGUUGGUUUUAAUAAACCCAAUCAAGGAAAUCAAGCGAACCAGGGAACACCGCAGAAACCAGAGGGGACUAAUGUUGCCCCGAAGCCUGAGAUGAAGUCACCCCCUCCUCCUCAGCAACAGCAACCGCAGCAGCCUGAUGCACAGAACAAGGCACAGGCCCCGCAGCAGCAACCACAACAAGAAAUACAACCUCCUCCAGCACCACAGUUACAGUCACCUCCAACGAAAAAUGUCACUCCCAAACCAGAGCCUUUAACACCACAGAACCAACCCCGGAAAAAUCAACAAAAGACGCCAGGCAGUGGAAAUUUCAACCAGAAGCCUCCGGAGAGUGGAGGCCAGCCCUCGGGUGGACCAGACUCCGCUGAGAAGCAGGAAUUAAGGGCAGCACUCUCAAUGCUGCGCAAACCUGGGGAGAAAACGUACACUCAGAGAUGCCGACUGUUCAUCGGCAACCUGCCCAACGACAUCACCGAAGACGAGUUCAGAAGAUUAUUUUCUAAAUAUGGAGAGCCAAGUGAAAUCUUCAUCAACCAAGGCAAAGGUUUUGGCUUCAUACGUCUGGAGUCACGUGCUUUAGCAGAGAUUGCAAAGGCCGAACUAGAUGAUAAACCAAUGAAAGGCAGACCCCUCAGGGUUCGCUUCGCCACCCAUUCGGCUGCAUUAUCUGUCCGCAAUCUGUCCCCAUAUGUCUCCAAUGAGCUUCUCGAGGAGGCUUUUUCACAGUUUGGAGUCGUCGAAAGGGCGGUGGUGGUUGUUGAUGAUCGAGGACGGUCUGUUGGAAAAGGCAUUGUCGAGUUUGCUACCAAGCCUGCAGCUCGAAAAGCUCUUGAUCGGUGCAAAGAUGGAGUCUUCCUACUCACAUCGUCACCACGUCCGGUUGUUGUUGAGCUGAUGGAUCAGUUUGAUGAUGAGGACGGUCUGCCAGAGAAGCUUGCCCAGAAGAACCCAAGUUAUCAGAAGGAAAGAGAGAACCCUCCACGUUUUGCCAGACCAGGCACUUUUGAGUUUGAAUACUCACAGCGUUGGAAGUCUCUGGAUGAAAUGGAGAAACAGCAGAGACAACAGGUGGAGAAAAAUAUCCGUGAGGCUCGGGAGAAGCUGGAGGCAGAUAUGGAAGAUGCCUACCACGAGCACCAAGCCAACUUGCUUCGUGAAGACCUACUUAGGCGACAAGAGGAACUGCGACGCAUGGAGGAGAUGCAUAAUCAGGAAAUGCAAAAACGCAAAGAGAUGCAGAUUAGCUUUCUAUUUGGCAGGCAAGAGGAGGAGCGGCGCAGACGAGAAGAGGACAUGAUGCGACAGCGAGAAAUGGAGGAGCAGAUGAGGCGCAAGCGUGAGGAGUCCUACAGAAUGAGUGGUUUCAUGGACAAUAGGGAUAGGGAGAUGAGGAUGGGUUCUGGAGGUCUCGGAUUGGCAGAUAUGCCUUUUGGCGCUAACAACCAGAAGUUCCCAUUGGCCAGGAUGGGCUUUGAUGCUCAUCAGGGACUCGGUGGACCAGUGGCAGGGGGCAUGGUGCCCAACGAAAUGCACAAUGAGCGUUUCCCUCAAGGCGGCCCUGCAGGUCCGAGGGGUAUGGGUCCUGGCAAUUCAGGAUUCGGCAGAGUCCGUGAGGAAUUCGAAGGACCUGCCAAGAAGCCACGCUUCUGAUCUGGCACUUUUUUAUAAAGCAGAGCUUUUUUCUGGAUUCCCAGUGGGUCUGGGGUCUUUAAUUAAUGUAUUUAAGUUUCAGAUAUUCCAUUUGAAUUUUAGCUUAAAGAUCCUUUUUUUUGUGGCAAUUUUUUUUUUUAAGUAACUUGUGUGUUCAAAUUUAGAUCACUGUAGUGAACUCUGCUCGGCAAGUGUGUCCUCUUGCUCGCACAUCCUGUUGUAUUCUCCUUUUUCUACGUAUAUAAUCAAACAAUGUUACUUGUUAUGCUGGUCACUUCUGUAAGUUGUUCUGCUGUUUCUAUGGUUGUUUUUGUGCCAUUCAACAUUUUGAGAUAAUCCAUGUGAUUUGCAAUAAAGAGUACAUUUGAUUGUUCAAACCCCAAUUUAACGUUUUGGCACCGUUUGUCACAAAAAAAAAAUCACUCAGCACUCUUGAGAAAGCGCCGAUCCAUCAAAUAUUUGGGGUUUGUUUCUUGUUUAUCUUAAAUUCAGUUAACUGGAACUAUCUAGGGUUAUGGACCACAUGGAUUAAUUAACACAGGGGUGGACAAAUCAUAAAUGCAUUAGCUCAUGUGCCAACAAAAAAUAAAUACAAGCUCUGAACUGUUGAAAAUCCAGUCCCAUCUUAAAUUAGUAAAUGGGCUGGUGAGUAAAUUACGAUAUGUGACAAUAUACAGUAGUGAAACUCGCGUAUCUUGCAUUUGAUUCUUUUGAUGGGGCGAAGCUUCAGACGCACUCGCUCUCAUUAGUGAAAAGGAAUUUGUGCUGGGCAGUUCUUGGAAAUGAGUCUCUCAUACACAAGAAAUGUGUUCAUAGUGGAGUGUUAUUUCCGCUCAUACUAGGGGAACAGAGUUUUAAAAAAAUGGUUCCUUUUCCUACCCGUGCAAUUUUACUGAUCUUGCACCACCCACCUGAUGCUUUGUGUGGAAUGUUCAACUCCAAGAAGUACCUGCUCAAUGUUAAACGCCAAGAACGGUGCCUGCAUUAAACUUGCAGAUCGUCUCCUUUUGACCCGUAAUCCGGGUUAAGAAUCUAGUUCAUACACUUCCAACACUUGCAUUACACACACGGUGGUGAAUCAACAAGCUAAUAGUGUGUUUAGUUUAUUUCAAGAAAAAAAAAACUCCGAUGACAAGGUAAUAUUGUUGGUCUUUUUUAGUUCAGUACUGUGUAUUUUUGCGCAUACUGUAUUAAGCAAGUUGCACGUGAACCUACAACAAAAGGUUCUUUGCUAGAGUUGUGUGUAAAUUGUGGUGGUCUGUCCUCGGAGAACAUGAACCUAUUUACACCUAACUACUGCAGGUAGGCUAAUCUGCUACAAUGAAUUGCCCUUAGUGUCAUUGUUGAUUUCCACUUUUCACUUAAUUUUACAGGAUAGACCCGGAACCCUGACAAUGAGUCAGCAAGUUAGCCUGAUUAUUAUGGUCUGGUUUGGAAUGAGUUUGUGCUGUACUUAUGCCAUUAGUUGAUAAUGGACCACUUUGGAACAAUAUAAACACAACACCUGUGCCAACUGAAGGCUUGUUUUACACUAAGGAUGUUAUUUAUCCCCUUUUUGUGGUUGGGGUAUCUAUUUGUCUGCCUGGCAGUUUUGAAUAAAAAUAUUGAUAAAAUAAACAUUAAACGUACUUGUCCAGGGUGUAUGGGCUAAUGAUUUGUCCACCUCUGAACUGCAUGCUAAUGUGCCCAGUUUAGGAUUGUGCAGUUUAAAAUGGAGGCUCAAAGAACUUUCAGUGGCCUGGCAUGCCUUAAAUUCAGUGCACAAUUGUGUAAGAGGGGGGAGGGGAGGAUCAAACUUUUUAAAACCUGAAUUUGCAUUAGGUAAGUUUAUUUUUAUUUUUUUUCCUUCAUGGUCAGUUAAUGCCAUUUACUUUAUGCACAUCAUUUAGCUAAGAUCUAUUGAUGUCUCCUGCCGAACAAUGUCAAGGACACACAUUGUAAUUACUUGCACAAGCAAACCUUCAGAAAAUUGAAGCCAUAUUCAUAAAGAUUAAAGGUAGCAAAAUUGUACAAGAACCUAAUACUUCACCAUAUGGGUUUGAAGCAUGCCCCGCAACCAUAAAAAUUUACUGCUCAAAGCAAAGUAGGCAAAUUUGUAAGAAUAUUAAUCCAAUAUUUUGAAAUACUUAGGACUUUUUAGUUUAGAAUGCUGCCAAUAUUGCAAAAUCUAUGGAUCAAUCAGCCCUCUAAUUAUUGUAGGAUUGUAGGUGAAUUUGUUUUAAUAUAUUCUUUGCUCUAAAGGCUUAAAUUUGAGGACUGAUUACUUCUUUUCUGUUUUUUUUUUUUCCUUUUUCUGCAUGUUAAUGGAAAUUCUCAGACUAACUAGAAUUUGACUAAUUAGCCUAUGUAUGUAAUGCAGUUUUUAUAUAAUGACCAUAGGGUGGAUUUCUUGUAUGGCUGGAGCUAAAUACAUCCAUAAAAUGUCUUUUGCUUUUGUG
This is a messenger RNA of Clarias gariepinus (North African catfish), 4426 nucleotides long. It is a transcript of the gene sfpq, whose product is annotated as splicing factor proline/glutamine-rich. The record is from RefSeq and is a predicted model, not a curated record. NCBI's taxonomy places the organism in Eukaryota, Metazoa, Chordata, Actinopteri, Siluriformes, Clariidae. The transcript has 10 exons. Gene Ontology annotation, biological process: regulation of DNA-templated transcription. Gene Ontology annotation, molecular function: RNA binding. Gene Ontology annotation, cellular component: nucleus. Bases 177 to 1988 code for a protein of 603 amino acids.